This is a messenger RNA of Exophiala xenobiotica, 1580 nucleotides long. RefSeq lists its product as uncharacterized. Gene Ontology annotation, molecular function: transmembrane transporter activity. The record is from RefSeq and is a predicted model, not a curated record. The transcript has a single exon. Gene Ontology annotation, biological process: transmembrane transport. NCBI's taxonomy places the organism in Eukaryota, Fungi, Ascomycota, Eurotiomycetes, Chaetothyriales, Herpotrichiellaceae. Bases 52 to 1575 code for a protein of 507 amino acids. Gene Ontology annotation, cellular component: plasma membrane.
AUUUCGCUUUCAGAAGUCUAGGGAGUUCCGUUACCUUACCAGUCUUUCACAAUGACUUCCGAGUACGAAUCGAAAGAAAUCAAACUCACCGUCGAUGCUGCUGGUGACAGCGCGGCCGGUGACCUGAGCGAGAAGUCCUUCUGGUACAAGAGCCGAAAAUGGAUCCGCAGCAUCGGUGCAGAAGAGCUGGGUAUCGAGCGUAUCCCAGAGGAAAUUCGAACGAACCAAAACCCUCGAGAUCUCUUCACCGUUUUCUUCAGCGCCAACUGCAAUACUGCGACACUGGCACUGGGCUUUCUCGGACCUACCCUGUUCGGCCUCGGAUGGUGGGACUCCUUUUGCUGCCUCCUCUUCUUCAACCUAUUCGGCGCUAUAUUCCCAGCGCUAGUCGCACGCUUUGGCCCCAAACUAGGGUUGAGAACCAUGAUUAUCCCCCGAUACAGCUUCGGCUGGUGGCCAGCAAAAAUCCUCGCGAUUCUCAACUGCAUCAAUCAGAUUGGUUGGGCCAUGGUCAACGCCAUCAGCGGAGCCUCAGUGUUGUAUGACGUUGGUGAUGGCGACCUGCCACUCGCUGUGGCCGUUCUCAUCGUCGGCGUCCUCGCCAUUGCCAUGGGUCUCCUCGGAUACAAAGUCCUCCAUAUCUACGACCGAUACUCCUGGAUCGUUAUGUUGAUCUGCUUCAUCAUCGUGGCCGGAUUUGGCGCCAAGAAUUAUGUGAACGUGCCAAUGGGCUCUGGCUCACUUGAGGCCUCGAAUGUCUUAUCUUUCAGCACCGCCAUCAUCGGCUUCGAAAUCGCUUGGCUGCCUGUUGCGGCAGAUUAUGGCGUCUACAUGCGUGAGACGACGAAGGAUCGCAAAUCGUUCUGGUGGGCAUAUGGUGGUUUCCUGACGAGCCAGCUGUUUAUCGAACUUCUCGGCGCCGCUGUGGGCACUCUCAGCCUCAGUACAAACACCUACUUCACUGACGCCUACGACGCACGCGGAAUCGGAGGCCUCAUUGGCGCAUCUUUCGGCGUGUAUGGCAAAGGCGCUCGAGGAUUUGGCAAACUCAUUGAAGUCCUUCUCGGUCUGUCUUGCGUGGCGGUUAUCACUACCAACAUCUACUCUCUCGGUCUGAGCGUCCAAAUGGUCUCGCAGAAACUCCUGGUCGUUCCUCGCCUGGUCUGGUCGCUCAUCGGGUCCGUCAUCUUCUUGGCCGCAGCAAUGGCUGGUCGCGACCACCUCGAAGUAGCCAUGGAGAACUUCUUGCUGAUCUGCGCCUACUGGAUCGUGCCAUUCUCGACGAUCGUCCUCGUAGAGCAUUUCAUUUGGAGACGCGGAUACAAAUAUGAUCUUACUGCUUGGAACAACCGCACCAAGUUGCCGUACGGGGUCGCCGCUUCAGUUGCUUGGGUCGUGGGUACAGUUCUGUCCCUGCUCACGAUGAGUCAGGCGUGGUGGGUCGGCCCGAUUGCUGGCGGCAUUGGAAGUAGUCCUUACGGCACGGAUAUCAGCUGGAUCUUGGGCUUUGCUGCCACGGCUGUAGUGUAUGUUCCUUUGAGAAUGUGGGAGCAGAAGCAGUGGCAUCUCUUUUAGGGUAC